UUUCCACACGGUAGUGACAGCCAUGACAACAAGCAUACAGGAUUGUGCGGCGAUAUGUCGUAACCAAGGAACGUGUAUGGCCUUCACCUACCGGAUCGCCAACGGAGUACAGUUGUGUACAGGUUACAGCGCCUGGAUCGUCGUACCGGGACGAAUUCUCUCCGACAUAGGCGUAUUCGUCAACCAAGAUGUCCUAGAUAUGUAUGGGUACAAAGAGGAUAACGAGGUUGGUAUCUUGUACAACAUCGUCGAUGUAAAAAUGGACCAGGCAAAUGCAUCAAGCACCUGUACAAAUAAGCACACGAGACUCCUGAAAGUCGACACGACAUUUAAGAUGUCAAGGCUGCAAAUUAUCACUGACGGUUACUUUGUGCUUAAACAAGACCUCAGAUUCUACGUCGCUGGAGUAUACAGCUCUCAAAACUGGAGCUACGACGGAGGAACAGAUAUGAUUACCAGCGACAUCUGGUCUCCUGGGAACCCUGACCCAGGUCAAGGUCAUUGUGUCAUGUUAACACCGACGGGACUGGCCAGUGUUGACUGUCAGCAAAAACUCUUCUCAAUUUGUGGUACUUAAUGUUUUGCAAAAACAUUGUCAAUUCUACUGUGGAUAAAUGAGAUUGACAACAAUACCCUGGACAAAUAACAUUGUCAUAUUUACUGUGGAUGAAUCAGGUUGACAACAAGUAAAUACAGUUGUCAGUUGUAUUGUGGAUAAACCAGGUUGGUAACAAUGCCCUGGAUAUAUAACAUUGUCAGUUGGACAGUGGAUAAAUCAAGUUGACAACAAGAUCUUGGAUAAAUAACGUUGUCAGUUGUACAGUGGAUAAAUCAAGUUGACAGCAAUAACCUGGUAAAUACCUUUGUCAGUUGUAAUGUGGAUAAAUCAAGUUGACAACAAGAUCCUUUGUAAAUAAAGUUGUCAGUUGUACAGUGGAUAAAUCAAGCUGACAACAAUGCUCUGGAUAAAUAACGUUGUCAGUUGUAAUGUGCAUACAUCAGGUUGACAACAAGAUCCUGGGUAAAUACCUUUGUCAGUUGUAAUGUGGAUAAACCAGGUUGGUAACAAUGCCGUGGAUAAAUAACGUUGUCAGUUGUACAGUGGAUACAUCAAGUUGACAACAAGAUCCUGGAUAAAUAACGUUGUCAGCUGUACUGUGAACAUAGUGUCGAUAGACACAAAGCCCGAAUACAGCGAUUAUAAAUAAAUAAUUAUUUCUAAAAGACCUGGAAUAUACUUCAAAAUGUCCAUCAAACCUAUUCAUCCGUCUAUCAAGUCCAACUAUCAGAUGCUCCUAAAAAUGAUCUUAAAUUCGAAAACAAAUCCUUCCACUUUGCCCGAGUUUCUUCUCGCCCUAUGCAAAUCAUCCAUUUGAAAUUCAAAUUGGGAUAUAUACCUGACUCUCUAAUACAAAGCUGGAAUAUUUAUAUCUAAAUGAACUGUGAAUGGGAACGGACUGUGAGUACAGUAUUGGAUCAAAAAUGUGGAUUGAACUUCGAAACAAAUCUAACAAACUGCUGCAGUCAAAACAACUUUGAAUGAGAACAAACACAAUUAGUGUCACGGUGAUAAAACGUGAAUUUUGAAUACAGGGUUGUCCCGAGAAGAGUAGUUAAGAAGAUUAUUCAUUCUCGGAUAUCACUUUCUGCAUGUACAUUUGAUCAGAACGAUUGUAUAUUAAGAU
Pecten maximus is the source of this 1685-nucleotide messenger RNA. RefSeq lists its product as uncharacterized. NCBI's taxonomy places the organism in Eukaryota, Metazoa, Mollusca, Bivalvia, Pectinida, Pectinidae. The record is from RefSeq and is a predicted model, not a curated record. The transcript has 3 exons. The coding region runs from base 23 to 577 and encodes 184 amino acids.